AUGUCAACCGUCGUAUUGAUCACCGGAGCCAGCACCGGGCUGGGAUAUGAAGUCGCCCGAGCCUUGUGCAGCUCAGACCAAGACUAUGAGCUUGUCCUCGCGGCCAUGACUGACUUGCUAGCAUUUGAAACCAGAAUGGCACUUUGGACCGAAUUCCCGGACUCAGCUGGUCAUGUACAUCCAGUGACAAUGGAUGUUGAAGACGACAACUCAAUACAAAAGGCGUUCAACCUGGUCAAAGACAAAUAUGACAGGCUGGAUGUGUUGGUGAAUAAUGCCGGUAGGUGCCACGGAAUCCACUGGGGAAAUGGUGGACGAGCAUCUCAUUACGAAAUGAAUCUUCACAAGUAUGUCUCUACGCCAAGCUUGGAACAAAACAUGGAGCGUCAACGCCGUCGGCUCGCAAAUUGUCACAAACACCUUUAUCCCUCUUUUACUCAAGUCUACCAAUCCUCGAUUAUUAUUCUUAUCCAGCGGGACUUCCACACUGGCAGGCUCAGAAAACACCGAUACCCCAAUGAACAAAUCCCCAGCAAAGGGAUGGCCAAAGGAAUCUGGAAUCGGCGUGCCCGCAUAUCGAAGCUCAUUGAACUCUUAACUCAACUCAACAGAGAAUGGCACCGAAUUCUCAAAGACGAUGGUGUCAACGUCUGGGCAAUUUCACCAGGAUACCUCGCCACAGGCCUGGGAGGCAGCGCAGAAGAAAAGAGGCAACAGGGAGCGCUGGAGCCGUCUGUGGGCGGCGAAUUCAUCCGCGAUGUAAUUGAAGGUGCGAGAGACGACGAUGUUGGUAAAGUUAUCACGAGAUUUGGAAUCCAGCCAUGGUAG
This is a messenger RNA of Pochonia chlamydosporia 170, 828 nucleotides long. RefSeq names its product short chain dehydrogenase. The record is from RefSeq and is a predicted model, not a curated record. Bases 1 to 828 code for a protein of 275 amino acids. The transcript is spliced from 3 exons. NCBI's taxonomy places the organism in Eukaryota, Fungi, Ascomycota, Sordariomycetes, Hypocreales, Clavicipitaceae.